This is a messenger RNA of Bradysia coprophila, 742 nucleotides long. RefSeq names its product cysteine-rich secretory protein 3-like. The record is from RefSeq and is a predicted model, not a curated record. Gene Ontology annotation, cellular component: extracellular region. NCBI's taxonomy places the organism in Eukaryota, Metazoa, Arthropoda, Insecta, Diptera, Sciaridae.
UAAAUCGAUCGCGUUCAAAUUUUGUAGAUUUUGCAGAUACACUUUUUUUUAGCAAAUUUGUAAAAUGUGGCGGUUUUGUGGAACGAUUUAUAUCUUUUUAGCUGUUGGUGUGUCGACUCUAUUAGGAUCGAAGCUAUCGGAAGACCAAAAAUUGUAUGUGGAUGAGCAUAAUACUUAUAGAUCCGGAGCCAAUCCAUCAGCCUCCAAUAUGAAACAAAUGGAGUGGAAUUCGACGCUGGCAUCUUUAGCUAAAGAAUGGGCAUCAAGAUGUGUAUUUGAACAUGGGCAUCCUGAAAAUAAUAUAAAUGAGUGGAUAGGGCAAAACUUGUUUUGGAGCUCAUACCCCGACAACAUAAUAGUAAAUGCUAUAAGAGCGUGGCACUUCGAAGCAAGUGAUUAUGACUUCAACAGCAAUACCUGUGCAUCAGAUAAGGUUUGUGGUCAUUACACUCAAGUUAUGUGGGCUAAUAGUUAUAAGAUUGGAUGUGCGUUAUCACCACCAGAAUGUGAAAAUGGUUACAUUCUCGUUUGUAAUUAUUUACCGGGUGGAAAUUAUGCAGGCGAAAAACCCUACAAAAAAGGAGCUUCGUGCACUCAAUGUGAGAUGGGUUGGCAGGGAGGUUGCGAUAAAAAUUUAUGUACCAGAGGUGACCGACCAAUGUCAAACCCAAUAGAAGAAAUAUCAAAGGUCUUUGCAGACAGUUUACAGGAAAUGUUCAAACCGAAAUAGGUUCAAAACGAA